AUGCUUUUGCAAGAUUGCUUUGUUCGACCCCACGAAAGACCCAUCAAAGACCCCACGAAAAGACCCCAUCAAAGACCCACGAAAGACCCCAUCAAAGACCCCACGAAAGACCCCAUCAAAGACCCCAACGACCCCAUCAAAAGACCCCACGAAAGACCCCAUCAAAAGACCCCAAAGACCCCAUCAAAGACCCCACGAAAGACCCAUCAAAGACCCCACGAAAGACCCCAUCAAAGAGAAAGACCCCAUCAAAGACCACGAAAGACCCCAUCAGACCCCCCAUCAAAGACCCCACGAAGACCCCAUCAAAGACCCCACGAAAAGACCCCCAUCAAAGACCCCACGAAAAGACCCAUCAAAGACCCCACGAAAGACCCCAUCAAAGACCCCACGAAGACCCCAUCAAGACCCCACGAAAGACCCAUCAAAGACCCCACGAAGACCACCAUCAAAGACCCCACGAAAGACCCCAUCAAAGACCCCCCAUCAAAGACCCCAAAGACCCCAUCAAAGACCCCACGAAAGACCCAUCAAAGACGCCCACCCCCAUCAAAAGACCCCAAGACCCCAUCAAAGACCCCAUCAAAGACCCCACGAAAGACCCCAUCAAAGACCCGAAAGAACCCCAUCAAAGACCCCACGAAAGACCCAUCAAAGACACGAAAGACCCCAUCAAAGACCCCACCAAAGACCAAAGACCCCAUCAAAGACCCCAAAAAGACCCCAUCAAAGACCCCACGAAAGACCCCAUCAAAGACCCCACGAAAGACCCCAUCAAAGACCCCACGAAAGACCCCAUCAAAGACCCACGAAAGACCCCCAUCAAAGACCCCACGAAAGACCCAUCAAAGACCCACGAAAGACCCCAUCAAAGACCCCAUCGAAAGACCCCAUCAAAGACCCCACGAAAGACCCCAUCAAAGACCCCACGAAAGACCCCAUCAAAGACCCCACGAAAGACCCCACGAAAGACCCCAUCAAAGACCCCACGAAAGACCCCAAAGACCCCCGAAAGACCCCAUCAAAGACCCCACGAAGACCCAUCAAAGACCCCGAAAGACCCCAAAGAACCCCAUCAAAGACCCCACGAAAGACCCAUCAAAGACCCCACGAAAGACCCCAUCAAAGACCCCACGAAAGACCCCAUCAAAGACCCCAUCAAAGACCCCACGAAAGACCCCAUCAAAGACCCCAGACAUCAAACGAAAGACCCCAUCAAAGACCCCACGCCCCAUCAAAGACCCCCCGAAAGACCCCAUCAAAGACCCCACGAAAGACCCCAUCAAAGACCCACGACCCCAUCACCCCAUCAAUCAAAGACCCCACGAAAGACCCCCAUCAAAGACCCACGAAGACCCAUCAAAGACCCGAAAGACCCAUCAAAGGACCCCAUCAUCGUCCCAUCAAAGACUUACCGUAGCCACAAGUCAACAGAAGAAAAAUCUAAGGAGAAAAAUGUGUGAUGAGAAGAGAACAGAAAAUGUAUUCAAAGAAUUAAAUUACUGGUUCUCAAGUCUCGCUGUUACGAUGCAAUUCUACUCACUGUAUCUCUAUAGAGAGAGAGAGAGAGAGAGAGAGAGAGAGAGAGAGAGAGAGGGCGUUCAACACACGGUGAAUGGAGAGCAAGAAAGUGGAAACGCAUCCGGAGCCAUAAGGGCGAAAAUCCCGUUCAAAGCCAAUAGACCUUCGACUCUAAGGCAGCCAGUCGCGCGAGUUCGACAACAGCCUGAAAAUACACAUCAGCGGAGGGAGGGGCAGAGAGUGCUAAGCGACGAUGAUGCCAUUAGGGUGAAAGUUAUAAUAAAGUAUGCAUGA
Molecule: messenger RNA, 1815 nt
Organism: Penaeus vannamei (Pacific white shrimp)
Lineage: Eukaryota; Metazoa; Arthropoda; Malacostraca; Decapoda; Penaeidae
Source: RefSeq, a predicted model, not a curated record